GGUUCUGAGCAGGGCCGGGUGCUUUCCAAGGCAGGUGGGUGAAGGGAAGAACCUUUGCCCAAGGCGCUAGCGUUUGCCAGGCAAGGCAGGGGUGGCUGUUGCCUUCACUAAACCUGCUGCCAUGUGGCUCAGACCCGUCCUCUGAGGCCCUCCCAGGCUCCUGAUCCACAGCCCGGAGCUUUGGUUAGGUCUCCCAGGCCCACUGUAGGUCUGUGCUGCGGGCCUCUCUCCCAGAGCUGUGGGGAGGCAGGAAAGAGGCCGGAGUUCUCCAUGCCUGCACCUCGGGCCUCUGCUGUGUCCUCGGCCAUGGAACAGCCUUUCUCCUCCCCUCUAUCCCCUGAAGCCCGCUGACUCCCAGGGGCCAGGGCAGGGCUGGACUGAGCGGCGGUCACCACUCUGAUUUGUUGCAGGCCUUGACCUUCCUGACCAGAAAUGAGAUUCUGUGCAUCCACAACACUUUCCUGAAGCUCUGCCCUGAAGGCAAGUACUACAAAGAGGCCACACUGACCGUGGACCAGGUCAGCUCCCUGCCAGCCCUGAGGGGCACAGAAUCUACUCAUCAUCCCUAUGUGCACAACCAUGAGGAGCCUCACAAGGACUGGUUCUCUCAGUGAGAGUCUGCUCCAGGUCAACCCUUUCCGAGACCGCAUCUGCAGAGUGUUCUCACACGACAAUGUGUUCUCCUUUGAAGAUGUGUUGAGCAUGGCAUCUGUGUUCAGCGAGCAGGCCUGUCCCAGCCUGAAGAUUGAGUAUGCCUUUCGCAUCUACGAUUUUAAUGAGAAUGGCUUCAUUGAUGAGGAGGAUCUUCAGAAGAUCGUGUUGCGACUGUUGAACAGCGAUGAUGUGUCUGAGGACCUGCUGAUGGACCUCAUACAGCAUGUCCUGAGUGAGUCUGAUCUGGACAAUGACAACAUGCUGUCCUUCACAGAGUUCGAACAUGCAAUGGCCAAAUCUCCAGACUUCAUGAACUCCUUUCGGAUCCACUUCUGGAGAUGUUGAAGAGGCGGCAGCCAUGAGGGAGACCACCGGAAGCCCUCUCUCCAGAGAUGGGGAGAUGAUCCGAACUCUGACUGUGUCCGUAUCCUCCCCUCUCCCCUACAAUAAAAGCACAGUGUUUUCUUUA
Molecule: messenger RNA, 1123 nt
Organism: Cavia porcellus (domestic guinea pig)
Lineage: Eukaryota; Metazoa; Chordata; Mammalia; Rodentia; Caviidae
Gene: Cib4
Product: calcium and integrin binding family member 4
Exons: 7
Coding region: 568-999 (143 amino acids)
Molecular function (GO): calcium ion binding; magnesium ion binding
Source: RefSeq, a predicted model, not a curated record